This is a messenger RNA of Osmerus eperlanus (European smelt), 994 nucleotides long. Its product is annotated as phosphatidylethanolamine-binding protein 4. The transcript is spliced from 8 exons. The record is from RefSeq and is a predicted model, not a curated record. Lineage: Eukaryota; Metazoa; Chordata; Actinopteri; Osmeriformes; Osmeridae. The coding region runs from base 108 to 728 and encodes 206 amino acids.
CAUUCAUUUUCACGGCCUUUUCUAUCAUACUCCGAAGAUAUAUUUAAAUUGGUUUCUCAAUACUAUCCGGUAUCGUAGACGUAUUGCAUUUUCCGUAACGGAAGGCCAUGAUGCUGGGGCCCAAACUGUUAGCAUUUUCUGCUGCCCUUUUGGGGUGCCCUUUUGGGGUGCAUCAGAUCACAAGGGGCACUUCUGAAUCCGACUUUAAACCAUUGAGCCGGUCUGAUGCCUCUUUCUGCAACGGUGGAUUGCAAGUGAGCUAUCCAGACCUGGACAUCAGCAAGUGCCUUGUUAUUUCCAGAGAAAAUCAACUCAGAGAGAAGAUCAGUCAAGAGUGGGGUGCUCCUCGGGUCCGUCUUAAUACAGUUGACAAGGGGAAAAAAUAUGCUUUGAUGAUGGUGGACCCAGAUGCUCCAAACCGUAGCAAGCCGACACAAGCUCACUGGAGACAUUGGCUGGUAGUGGACAUCGAGGGUGCUUCACUGAGGAGAGGGGAGGUGAGGGGAACCACUCUGUCUGACUAUUCCCCCCCGACCCCUCCGCAGAAGUCUGGUCUGCAUCGCUACCAGUUCCUGGUAUAUGAGCAGCCCGCCAACCAACGACUGAUCCUCACCAAGAUGGAGACGUCAUCCAUGGGGAACUGGGAUCCUCAGGACUUUGCCAGGAGGUUUCACCUGGGACAACCUGUGGCCGCCGUGCAGUUCCUCACCCAAAACCACAGAGACUAGGAGACGUCCAGGCUCAGCUGGGCAGUGUUGGGUGGAGGUUCCGCCGAACUCCACAGAUGACAGCUGGCUUGCCCUCGUCACCCAGCGGGAUCACCUACACACCGCGGAGAGGAGACACAGGGUUCCCUGACUGAUAGAAAGCGCCCCGAACAUCAAGCGUGAUUCAGACUCUCCCACACACUCUAUUUUCAGUGUCAUUUCAUUGAGGUAAUAUGCUAUAUAAAUUGUGUUAUUACCCCAGAUAUUUCAUUCAUAAUAUUCAGAGU